Messenger RNA from Lucilia sericata (common green bottle fly), 1360 nucleotides. RefSeq lists its product as uncharacterized. Gene Ontology annotation, biological process: apoptotic DNA fragmentation. NCBI's taxonomy places the organism in Eukaryota, Metazoa, Arthropoda, Insecta, Diptera, Calliphoridae. The record is from RefSeq and is a predicted model, not a curated record. The coding region runs from base 70 to 1302 and encodes 410 amino acids. The transcript is spliced from 3 exons. Gene Ontology annotation, molecular function: metal ion binding; single-stranded DNA endonuclease activity; RNA endonuclease activity. Gene Ontology annotation, cellular component: mitochondrial inner membrane; nucleus.
UACAGCUUCAACAAUUAGAAAUGCUUUAAAGUAAUUGUAAUUGUUCAUUUGUACAUUCAUUGCGACAAGAUGUGCAAAUUUUGUGUUCUAGUAAUUUGCAGUUUCACAACAUUUGCUAUUGUAACUGCCAAUUGUUAUAUCAAUCUUUCAACGGAUAUUCAAAUACGUUCACCAGUUAUCUUGGUUUCAUCCUUUGGCCAUAACUACAAACUAUUCAAGCCUAGCGGUCAAGUUGCCCUCAUCAAUAACGGUGCAAAUUUGUUAUUGGCCUGUCCCACUGUUAAUCGAAAUAAAUUUGUGAAUACAGAUCAAAACAUACAGCAGGUCAUACAAUUGACAUGUGACAAUGGUAAUUUUAUAUAUUCGAAAACUAGAAAUAGAGCUAAUUUCAAGCAAUUAUUAUGCCAAAUUGCACCGAUGUCUAUGUUGCAAAUUACUGGGCGUAGUUGUGCAAAUGGUCAAGGUGUUAUUUAUGAAACCGGUUUCAAUAUCAAUCAACAAUUUUAUGGACCAGUAUUUGAGAUAUGUUACGAUAACACAAAUGAAUAUACCUACUAUACGCAUAAUACCUUGAAUGGUGCGGCCAUGGCAUAUGCUAUUUCCACGGGAGAUCAACGUCGUACUUUUACCGCUGAUGGCAUGAAUUAUAUAACUAGUCAAAUGAAUAAGUUCUACCAAGAACAAAAAAAUCGCUUUAUAAGCAAUUUUGGCGUUCGUCAAAAUUAUGUAGAUAAUGAUAUUCACCGAUUUUUGGCACGUGGCCAUUUAUCAGCCGAUGCUGAUUUUAUUUUUCCAUAUGAAAAAUUAGCUACAUAUUUUUAUGUCAAUACAGCGCCUGAAUUUCAAACAAUUAACACCGGCAAUUGGUUAAGAGUAGAGGAAUUGGCACGAGCUGUCUCGAUCAGCUACCAAGAUGACAUCGAAUCAUAUAAUGGUUAUAUAAGUGUUUUAGCAUUACCUCGAGAUGACCGAAAUUUAGUAGAAAUAUAUUUGGAUGACAUACGCAAAAUCGAAGUUCCCAUCUUUUUCUAUAAGAUAUUGUUGCAUAAAGCCAGUGAUUCUGCUAUAGUUUUUUUAACUGUCAAUAAUCCUUAUUUACUUAAAGCGGAUAUACCAAAAGUGAAAUUGUGUACAGAUGUUUGUCAACAAUCGGGUUUAAUACAUCCAAAUUUUCCAGAUGAAACAAAAGGUUAUACAUUUUUUUGUGAAUUAAAUGAGUUCAAACUUAGGGCGGGCGCCAAUUGGCUUCCCGCUCAGGUUAUGGCUAAUAAUUUAUUAAAACAUCGUCUGCAGCAUGGUUGACAGAUAUUUUUGCAAUCUUAAUUAUAUUGUUUUAAUUGAAUAAAGAUUUUUGUUAAAA